Gongylonema pulchrum is the source of this 176-nucleotide messenger RNA. NCBI's taxonomy places the organism in Eukaryota, Metazoa, Nematoda, Chromadorea, Rhabditida, Gongylonematidae. The record is from the annotation of a GenBank genome assembly.
AUGGGCUGCUGCACGUCAAAUGUGUUUCAUGACGAAGAAAAGGGAUUUGACGACCAUUUGUUUCCAUAUUUGGACUAUGACGAACAGCCAGAAGAUGAAUAUAAACAACUGGACACUGAGAACGACCAGAAAGGGGACACUGCCGUUGAACACAUAUUUAAGAAGACCAAGUAAAC